Messenger RNA from Neltuma alba, 1247 nucleotides. RefSeq names its product tetraspanin-3. The record is from RefSeq and is a predicted model, not a curated record. NCBI's taxonomy places the organism in Eukaryota, Viridiplantae, Streptophyta, Magnoliopsida, Fabales, Fabaceae. The transcript has 3 exons. Gene Ontology annotation, cellular component: membrane. Gene Ontology annotation, biological process: auxin-activated signaling pathway. The coding region runs from base 92 to 949 and encodes 285 amino acids.
CCCCUAUCAUAAUAGCUCCAUCUUCAGAGGCCUCUCAGUAACGAGAAAAAACACAAAAUACUCAGAAGGUUAAAAAAAAAAAAGUCAAGAGAUGAGAACGAGCAACAACUUGAUUGGUCUAGUAAACUUCCUGACGUUCUUGCUGUCGAUCCCAAUCUUAGGAGGCGGGAUAUGGCUGAGCAGCAGAGCCAACAACACGGACUGCCUCAAGUUCCUGCAGUGGCCGCUCAUCGUCAUCGGAGUCUGCAUAAUGGUGGUGUCGCUGGCGGGAUUCGCCGGCGCGUGCUACCGCAACACCUUCCUCAUGCGGCUGUACCUGGUGGCGAUGUUCUUCGUGAUAGCGGCGCUGGUAGGGUUCAUAAUAUUCGCGUACGUGGUGACGGAUAAGGGUUCGGGUCGGGUGGUGAUGAACCGGGCGUACUUGGAGUAUCACCUGGAGGACUACUCGGGUUGGCUGGCGGAGAGAGUGUCGAGUGACAGUUACUGGGGGAAGAUAAGCUCUUGUAUUAGGGACUCCCACGCGUGCGCUAGGAUGGGCAGAACCUUUGGCGGUGUUCCUGAGUCUGCUGAUAUGUUCUCCCACCGGCGACUCUCUCCUGUUCAGUCUGGAUGCUGCAAGCCCCCAACAGACUGUGGAUUUGUGUACCAAAACGAAACGUAUUGGAGCCAAGCAACCGGAGUGGCUGUGCCCGACCAGGAUUGCACCAGGUGGAGCAAUGACCAAGAGCAACUAUGCUAUGCUUGCGAUUCUUGCAAAGCUGGCGUGCUUGCCAGCAUCAAGAAGAGCUGGAGAAAAGUCUCUGUGAUCAACAUUGUCGUUAUGAUCAUCCUUGUUAUCUUCUAUAUAAUUGCCUAUGCUGCUUUUAGAAACGACCGCAGGAUCGAUAACGAUGAACCCUCCGGUGAAGCCAGGAUGACUAAGGCACAACCCAGCAGAAUCAGUUUUUAGCUCCGUGGAAUCGGAAGCCAAAAUUUUCAAAGGCCAUAAUAUGUUUAUUAGAUGGUUGUAUUGUUUUGUUUCAAAUGUCCUUGUAACAUUCUGAAUCUAUUUUCAGUUUUUUUUUUUGGGGGGAAAAACAGGCUGGAUGUGUUUGUUAUAUCCUACAUUACUUACACAAGGAAGGAAAGUUCGUGCAGGAAAAGCUUUUCUUUAGCCGGAAAGUACUGAUCAUUUAUACAUUUUGUUGGGUCGAAAUAUGAACUAGUCUAUAACUUCUUUCGGAGGUGUUAUGGGUGUUUUAGAUCUU